AUGUCCAAAAGAGUUCGAGAAACAGGAAUUGGCAUUGACCUUGGCACAACAUACUCUUGUGUUGCUGCCUGGUUUGAUCAGCACAAUCGUGUCGAGAUCAUUCCUAAUCAACAAGGUAACAAGACUACACCGUCCUGCGUUGCUUGGGACGGCACAAACAUCCUAAUUGGUGAGCCUGCAAUGAAUCAAAUUAGCCGGAACUCUAAAAACACAGUUUUUGAUGUUAAACGUUUAAUGGGAAGUAGAUUCGACGAUAGUAGAGUGCAGGAGGAUAUUAAGUCAUGGCCUUUUGAAGUAAAUGAAGGGUGUGGUAAAAAACCAAUGGUUGUAUUUAGGCAUGAUUCGCAAGAAAAGAAAUUUUCACCCGAAGAAAUAUCUUCAAUGAUUCUAAAGAAUCUGAAAGAUGCUGCUAAAGCAUAUCUUGGAACAACAGUUACAAACGCGGUAAUAACUGUUCCAGCAUAUUUUAUUGACCAGCAACGACAGGCUACUAAGGAUGCUGGUAAGCUGGCUGGCCUUAAUGUCAUGCGUUUGGUUAGUGAGCCAACAUCAGCAGCCAUUGCGUAUGGUCUAGAUAAGAGUACCAACAUGAAUUUUCCCAAAGAGAAAACUUUCUUGAUCUUUGAUAUGGGUGGCGGCACAUUUGACGUGUCUCUUCUCAAUAUCAGCAAAAGUGGCGUCAUUAGUGUUAUAGCGGUUGGAGGUGACACACAUUUGGGUGGCGAGGAUUUUGACAAGGCGAUGGUGAAUUAUUGUGUGCAAGUAUUCAAUAAGAAAGAAAAGAAGGACGUGAGUAAGAAUGCCAGAGCGUUGAUGAGGUUGAAACUCGCGUGUGAGAAAGCAAAGAGGGAUCUUUCGUCAACAACUCAUACUACAAUUGAUAUUGAUUUCUUACACGAGGGAAUUGAUUUUUCAAUGACAUUCAGCAGGGCAAAAUUUGAGGAGCUAAAUGCUAAUUUCUUUAACAUAUGCAUUAAGCAUGUGGAGAAUUGUUUGAGUGAUGGAAAUGUGCACAAGAAAGAUGUUGAUGAUGUAGUUAUUGUUGGCGGGUCAACACGGAUUCCCAAGGUACAACAAAUGUUGACGGAAUUCUUUGAUGGGAAACCACUUUGCAGGAGCAUAAAUGCCGAUGAAGCUGUAGCUUAUGGCGCAGCAGUGUUGGCUGCAAACUUACUAUCAAAUGGGAACGAAAAGGUUCAGGAUUUAGUACUUUUAGAUGUGACUCCUCUAUCUCUUGGCAUCUGGGUUGAAGUAAAAGAUACACAUGAAGAUGACAUGAGUGUCGUAAUCCCUAGGAACACACCCAUACCCACUACCAGGGAGCGUAAUUAUAAUACAAGAUACGACAAUCAAGAAACGAUGGUGAUCAAAGUAUUUCAAGGAGAGAGCGGCAAAACAAAAGAGAACAUAUUCCUGAACUCCUUCAGGCUUUAUGGCAUUCCAGCAGCCCCCGCACGUGAGCAGAAGAUUAAUGUUUGUUUUAACAUAGACGCCAAUGGUAUUCUCAUAGUUUCUGCUGAAGUGAAAUCAAAUGGUAGUAAGAAUUGUAUAAAAAUUGAUAAGACUGGAACUUUGUCCAACAGAUGGUGA
Molecule: messenger RNA, 1590 nt
Organism: Erigeron canadensis
Lineage: Eukaryota; Viridiplantae; Streptophyta; Magnoliopsida; Asterales; Asteraceae
Product: heat shock cognate 70 kDa protein-like
Exons: 2
Coding region: 1-1590 (529 amino acids)
Biological process (GO): protein refolding; cellular response to unfolded protein
Cellular component (GO): cytoplasm
Molecular function (GO): heat shock protein binding; ATP binding; misfolded protein binding
Source: RefSeq, a predicted model, not a curated record